AUGUCUUCAGACGGCCCCCAUCUCAACGGAUACAUUGAGGUCAACAAGGAGGAGCGCCCAUGUCCCGGACACAUCCUGGUCACUGGGGGUGCUGGCUACAUCGGGUCCACGCUGGUGCCCAUGCUGCUCGCAAAAGGAUACGAGGUAACAGUGUACGAUAUCUUCCUUUGGGGCAUCAGUCCCCUACUGCCCGUAGCAGAACACCCCCGUCUUCACAUCAUUAACGGGGACAUCCUGGACAAAAACAAACUGGCACAGGCAGUCGAGGGCAAGACAGGGAUCAUUCACCUCGCAGCUAUCGUGGGAUACCCAGCCUGUGACAAGGAUGAGAACCACGCCCAACAGGUGAACGUUGAAGGCACCAGAAAUGUCACACAGCUGAAGAAACCCGACCAGGCAUUAGUCUACGCCAGCACAGGCUCCUGCUAUGGUGCUGUAGAAGGCAUCUGCACAGAGGAGACUCCGAUUAGUCCGCUGUCACUCUAUGGAUCCAGCAAAGCUGGCGGGGAAAGUCUAGUCCUGGAUGUCAGCGGCACCGCUCUGAGACUGGCCACGGUCUUUGGCAUUUCUCCCCGGAUGAGAUUAGAUCUGCUAGUUAAUGACCUUGCCUACAAAGCUCUGACCAUCAGACAUUUCGACCUUUAUGAAGGUCACUUCCGCAGGACAUUCCUCCAUGUCCGUGAUGCAGCUCGCGCCUUUAUAUUCGCCAUCGAGAACACGAAAGUGAUGUCUGGCCACGCCUACAAUGUCGGGGACGAGCGUAUGAAUCUGACCAAGAACGAGGUUGCUCACGUGAUUCAGAAUUUAGUCCCAUCCUGCAAAAUCGUUCCAUCGACAGAAGGCACGGAUAAAGAUAAGCGAGAUUAUGAAGUCAGCUAUGACAAGAUCCGCAAGCUGGGUUUUCGAUCAACCGUAUCAGUUGAUGAUGGGGUUGUCCAUCUGCUGAAGGUUCUGCCAAACAUGCUGCAGUCGGAAGUAGAAAAAAGCAAGAAUGUUUGA
Candidula unifasciata is the source of this 999-nucleotide messenger RNA. The record is from the annotation of a GenBank genome assembly. Lineage: Eukaryota; Metazoa; Mollusca; Gastropoda; Stylommatophora; Geomitridae.